CUCCGCGCCGCCCGCGCAGCCCGCACACUCACACUGCUUGGUUGCUACCGGGUGACGCGGGCUGGGCCCGCCCCCUGCCUGCUGGCCCCUGGCACUCACUCGCGCCCGCCGCCACCAAGCGGGUAGCAGCCGCGUCAGGGCCGUCCUGGGGCGCCGCUGGCGCUGCCCACACGACCCCGUCGCUCCCUACCGUCCUGCUGAGCCGCCCCCGGCCCGGGGCCGCGCCAGACCAGGCCGGGCUGCGCCCGGGCGGGACCGCGCUGCCUGCAUGACCCUCCGGCGGCGCGGGGAGAAGGCGACCAUCAGCAUACAAGAGCAUAUGGCCAUCGACGUGUGCCCCGGCCCCAUCCGACCCAUCAAGCAGAUCUCCGACUACUUCCCCCGCUUCCCGCGGGGCCUGCCCCCGGCCACAGGGCCCCGCGCCGCUGCGCCCCCGGACGCCCCCGCGCGCCCGCCUGAGGCCAGCGCUGGCCGCCGCAGCCCCUCCGACGGCGCCCGCGACGACGACGAGGAUGUCGACCAGCUCUUCGGAGCCUAUGGCGCCAGCCCGGGCCCCAGUCCCGGUCCCAGCCCCAGCCCAGCGCGGCCGCCCGCCAAGCCGCCCGAGGAGGAGCCAGACGCCGACGGCUACGAGUCCGACGACUGCACCGCCCUGGGCACGCUGGACUUCAGCCUCCUCUACGACCAGGAGAACAACGCCCUCCACUGCACCAUCAGCAAGGCCAAGGGCCUGAAGCCGAUGGACCACAACGGGCUGGCGGACCCCUAUGUCAAGCUGCACCUGCUGCCCGGAGCCAGUAAGGCAAAUAAGCUCAGAACAAAAACGCUCCGAAACACUCUGAACCCCACGUGGAACGAGACCCUCACUUACUACGGGAUCACGGACGAAGACAUGAUUCGGAAGACGCUGCGGAUCUCCGUGUGUGAUGAGGACAAAUUCCGCCACAACGAGUUCAUCGGGGAGACCCGAGUGCCCCUGAAAAAGCUGAAACCCAACCACACCAAGACCUUCAGCAUCUGCCUGGAGAAGCAGCUGCCAGUGGACAAGACGGAAGACAAGUCCCUGGAGGAGCGGGGCCGCAUCCUCAUCUCCCUCAAGUACAGCUCGCAGAAGCAGGGCCUGCUGGUCGGCAUCGUGCGCUGUGCACACCUGGCUGCCAUGGACGCCAACGGCUACUCGGACCCCUACGUGAAAACAUACCUGAAGCCAGAUGUGGACAAGAAAUCCAAACAUAAGACAGCAGUAAAGAAGAAGACCCUGAACCCGGAGUUCAAUGAGGAGUUCUGUUACGAGAUUAAGCAUGGGGACCUGGCCAAGAAGACCCUGGAGGUCACUGUUUGGGAUUACGACAUUGGAAAAUCCAACGAUUUCAUUGGCGGCGUGGUUCUGGGCAUCAACGCCAAGGGCGAGCGCCUGAAGCACUGGUUCGACUGCCUGAAGAACAAGGACAAGCGGAUUGAACGCUGGCACACACUCACCAACGAACUCCCUGGGGCUGUGCUCAGCGACUGACCAGCCCCCGCCUGCCACCGCACCCGUCCUUGCCUGUCACUUGGCCCAACACAGGCUUGGCCCUGGGCUUCCUCAGCUGCCACCAAGGGCCUCAACCCCCACGUUGGGGGAGAUCCAGGACACCUGCUCGGACACAGAACCGCUGCGGCCCCCGCGUGGAGGCCAUGGAGGACCCGGCCACUCCAAGGAGCAACGAGGGCAAAGGGCCAGGCCUGCUUUCAGCCCCUGCGGCCUGACAGGGCCAGAGGUGGGAGGAGAGGGGCUUGGCCUCAGCACCCAGCCCAGGGACGGGGAAGGGGCCAGCCAGGAGGCGCAGGCCCUACUAGAGGUCAGCAGUGAGUCACAGGGGACCCGGGCUGCGAGAAUAGGAGUGCAGGGGUGCCUGGCUGGGGCCGGCGAGAACUCCUGAGGGGACAGUAGGAAGAGGGGCACGGGGGAAGGAAAUUAGGGGCAGGACUCUGACUGCAUCGUUCAUCGCUGGCAUUACUGGGCAGGUGGAAGAAAAUUGACCUGAGAGCCAGGAAUCUAGUGAAGCUCCCAGAAGCUCCAGUGAACACGGGCACUUGGCAAAUGCUUCACUCAAUUUUGUAAACCCCUGGGGAUGAAUGAAACACUGGGCCUGCCCUCAGGGUGUUCCUGGUCUAGCAGGAAACCUUUUUAAUGGAGAGUGAGACCGCCAAGGCCAGCCGGGCCUGCUUGCUAGUGCUCUGGAGUCUGCUGACUUGCUGGGAGGGCCGGGAGGGCUUCACCCAGGAGGCCUCGCUUCAGCAAGGCCUGGGAGGGCAGUGGAGUGGCGAGGUGGACAAAGGGGAAGGGCAGUGCAGGCAGAGGAGGGAACGGUGACUGAGCCGGGGACUCGGGGUUUCUCUAGGGGGCAGGGUUGGUGAGGACAGGAGUGGGGCCCAGGGGUGAUGGCACCCAGCCCCGCUCCCUCCCCACCCCUGGCCGCCAGGCCAGCCUGGACUCACGGCUGACGGUGACGGAAGUGACGGAGCCCUGUGGUGAAACACGGUGCGGGGACAAGUUCAGUCCUCAGACCCAGUUCGCCCACCUUUGCUCACUCGCUCCUCCUGAGGAAUCCGGUGGAUGCAUCCCGCCCCUCGUUCUUCCCAGAGGAAGCACCAGGACAGCUGGAGCCAAGACAGAAAAGGGUCCCUUGUUUUGCAUGAAAAGCAGAAAUUCCUCCUUGUCCUCCCCCUUCUCUUCCCUUGCUCUGCCUCCCCCGACCUUCAGGUUUGGGACUGGGUAGUGGGGGGACCUCAGGUGGUUGCCCACGCACCCUGGCCGUCCCACGGCCACUGCCGUCCUGCUCAGGAAUACUGCGCAGCAGUCCAGGGCCCCGUUUCUGGGACAGCUGAGAGAGAGACACCCUGCCUGGUAGGCCUCUUUGCACCGAGUCAGAGUCUCCAAAGUGAGGUUGAAGGUUUGAGGCCUGCGCCCGAAGCCCCAGAUGUCUCCUGCCUACCAAGGGACCCUCAGGAAUCCUGGAGGAGCAAAUGCAUAACCAAAGGACUUCUGUGUUUGACCCAUCAGCGCACUGAUGGGAAAGAGCCCAGAGAGGGAGCGUGACCUGCCCGAGGCCUUGCAGCCUUACCACGGCUGGGGGGGAGCAGGCUCCAUGGCCCCGUGGCCCCUGCCCCGCUCCCAGCCCAGAGCUCCGGACACCACACCUGGGAGAAGUAGGGUGCUGGGCUCACACGCGAGAGGCCCUGCCAGCUGCCUGCCUGGCGCUCUCCCCUGCCUGCUGCCCACACCAAUACUAGCAGCAGGGCUCACAGGGGCACAGAGGUUGGACUUUCUGCUGCAACCACAAAGCACACCACCAUCUGAGGCCUGGGGUGAUGAUGUGACUCCCACCAAGUGCCCAUCAGUCCUUUCCCAGUUUGCAGGGAACUCGGGACUCCAGCCCCCACACUGUACCUGGCAACCUUUGCUGGUCGCAGAACCUUGGUUUUCCCAUCUUUAAGAAGGCUGUGUGUGUGUGUGUCCAGAGUUUUACAUGCACCGUCUUCAAUUUUCACAACCCUUGUGUCUGGGUGAACUCUGGGUAUCUCCUUACCUUUGCCUUUUGGAGGGCCUCACUCGGAGGAGAGGCUCAUAGCCUCUCUGCGAAGACGUGGAAAUGCUGAAUGGCAAAGCUCUAAGAGGCUGUGAGAUACAUAGGGAAACAAGCCCCCCUGGGACAAACAGCCAGGACCCCCAGCACCCAAGCCUAGGGCCCUCUGCUGCCCCAGGCUGUGCGCUUGGCCCUGAGAGACCGUCCCAACUGACCGCAGGCUUGGAGGCGGGGCUUUUACACAGCCAGCCCAAGUGGAAGAUGGGGCACUUGGACAGAGGGGCCACCCAGGGAGUGACAGAACCUUCACCAGAACCCUGGCACUGUUCUAGACCGCUUGCAGGUUGUAUCUGUCAAAAGAAAAGGCUCUUUGAGAAGCUGCAAAGUUUUGCCUUUAACCCCAAACUGGCAUCUUUCCUCUGGUCCAUUAGACGCACAAAGAUGGGAAAUUUGACACCAUAAAAAAGAAAAAGUCAUUCCAAAGUCACGUGUCAGUAACCAGGGGGUCUCCCUGAUGCGCGGCACCCAACUCCACCCCCUCCCUUCCUGGUCUCCGCCCCACCCACCGUCACCACUAGCCAAUCCCUGACGGGCCCGUCUUCCAACACUGAAGCGGUAACCUCCUGACCUCUAGUGGCGAGAGCGAGGAACUGCACCUCCCGGCCCGUGCAUGUCCGGCCUUUGUUCCUUCCCAACCGACAGAACCUCCCGAUGCAUGGACUCUGGCUGUCGUCGACACAGACUCGUGCACUGCUUAACACCGUUUUGCUACCAUGUGAUGGCUGCAGAAAUCGUCCUGAGACUUGCAGCCCCACACACAAUUUUUGUAUUUUCGUCUGACCUACCCGA
This is a messenger RNA of Pteronotus mesoamericanus, 4418 nucleotides long. RefSeq names its product double C2 domain beta (gene DOC2B). Gene Ontology annotation, cellular component: synapse; membrane. Gene Ontology annotation, biological process: exocytosis; spontaneous neurotransmitter secretion; regulation of calcium ion-dependent exocytosis. The record is from RefSeq and is a predicted model, not a curated record. NCBI's taxonomy places the organism in Eukaryota, Metazoa, Chordata, Mammalia, Chiroptera, Mormoopidae. The transcript has 9 exons. Bases 269 to 1513 code for a protein of 414 amino acids.